CGCUCGCCUGCCUGCCUGCCGGUCGCCCGCGAUGUGUUAGAAAAGAAGAAGGGGUUGGGGAAAAAACAAGACACGCUCAGGAGUCAAACUUGGAGAAAUGGCGGAGGCCGCUGUGACUCUGAAAGGCUUGCGGACUCAAAUGGCUGCAGCUGCGCAGGCCCAAGGCGAAGAGCGGCGCAGCCAGGCUGCGAGUCCAGCCCUCCCGGCAAACACAGCAGCCAAACUUCAAGGCUGUCGGCCAGUCCUUGACGGUGCUACACUUCGAGUUGAUGAUCGCCUGCGAGUAGCAAAGGAGAGACGAGAGGAGGCAGACAGGCAACAAGCUUUGCGUGAGUCUCAGAUCAUGGAGCGCGAGCGCAAGGCCAAGAUGCAAGUGGAGCGUCAGCUAGAGGAACGCCAGAAAAAGGCUGUGGAGCAGAGAAGGAAGGAGGAGCAGAAGCGUCUGGCCGUGGAGGAGAAGAGGAAGCAGAAACAGGAAGAGGAGAAGGAGCAUUACGAGGCAGUGAUGAGACGAACGUUAGAGCGAAGCCAACGGGCCGACCAGAGGCAGAAGAGAUGGUCCUGGGGAGGAUUGUCAGCAGACUCAGAUGGGCGAACAGGAGACUCUGAUGCCGGCGCCUCUUCUCCAGUAGCUAAAGUAAUUUCGCCUGCCGUGCCAGAAAAGCCACCAAGGAACCAACAAGACAAGCGCUCCACGUCCACGGUGAACCUCAAACAGCCGUCAGAGUCUAGCAUUAGCAAACGCCUGUCCUCGUCCUCCGCUACCCUCAUCAAAUCUCCUGACAAAAGUUUUAAAUCCAGGAGUGUGUCUUGUAACCGUUUGCCGCGGAAAGACAGUGCUGCUAAGGUGGAAAACAAAAACCUGCUGGCGGAACAGACAGGUGCUUCCAUGAAGAAAAGGAGUUCGUCCCUCACACGAGUAAGUGUGGGCAGAGCACAGACUCCUGCCAAGGCUGCUAAGGGGACGGCAGACAAUCAAGCUCGCAAGCAAGCGACAUGCACUGCGGACGGAGGGGUCGUUAGUCGCCUGCUCACUCCCACCCAGGCUUCACUAGCUAGGAGCAAGAGCGCUGCCGCCCUUUCCCCCGAAGGAACGGAUGCUCCAGAGUGUCACCUGUGUCCUCGCUCAGCCUCCGCCGCGAUUCUGCACCCGCCACGUGGGCCAUUGCGGAGCCGCAGCAUCGACCGGCAGAAGAACGGCAUGACCACCUCCGUGUCGGCAGACGGAGCCCUCGACCCUUCACUGGCCAAGCAGGAAAAAACGUUUACCUCGCCUGGGAGGCAACGCCCGCCCUCUCCUUCCAUUCCCAUGGGACGCAACCGCUCGCCAUCCCCUGCCCCGAAACCGUCUCCAAAGAGGCCUCCUUCCCCAGCAGCAUCAAAGCAAAAUUCCAAGGCACGCCCAUCCUCCCCUGCGAUGAAACAGCAUCCCCCGUCCCCUCAGCCCACGUCAGCGAAACCUCCUCCGAUCCAGAAACCAGCCCUUACCCCUCCAGGGCCCCCAACCCUGCGAAAAAGGGACUCCCGCCCCAAGGACCUGUUGUUACCUGGACAGACUGGGUCGCCGCAGUCCUCGGACUCUAGCAAAUCCAAAGAGAAAGACGAGUUCAAGACGGGAACUAAUUCUGCUGCUGAGGCCGCCAAGCUCUUGGCGGAGCACCGCAGACAAAUGCGCGAGCAGAAGGAGAAAGAUGAACAACUCAGGAUACAGCGUGAGGAAGAGGAGAGGCUCAGGAAAGAGGAGGAAGACCGCCAAGCAGAGGAGGCUCGACUGAAGCGGGAAGAGGAGGAGAAGAAGCUGGCGGAGGAGAGAAAAAUCAAGGAAGCAGAGGAGGCCCAAAGAGCGGAGGAAGAGCGAGAGAGACUGGAGGCUGAGGAGGCCCUCAAGCAGGCGGAGCUGCAGAAGGAGCGGGAGGAGGCCGAGGCCAAGGCCCUGGAGGAAGCGGAGAGGGUCCGCCAGGAGCGCGACCGCAUCAUGCAGCAGAAUCAGCAAGAGCGUAUGGAGAGGAAGAAGAGAAUUGAAGAAAUAAUGAAAAGGACGAGAAAAGGAGACGGAAAUGACUUUAAGAGAGAUGACGACAAGGACCAGGAGGACAACGAAGAUGGAAUGGACCCGAUGAGCUUUGACGCAAAAUGUGAAAGUGAGAUGGGCGAUGUCGCCAUGGAGAGGCACAACUGCGGCGACGACGUGGCACAAAGAGAAGAACCCCUCGGCUGCCCGAAUGGGAGAGAAGAAACGGACGACAAGGAGAACAACAACGCCCCAGACGAGACUCAGGCAGUCAGUCCAGUUUCAAAGGGCCGUCUGGUGGAGGGCUCGGAGUUCCUGAACGAGCAGGACUCGGCCAACGUGGAGCUGGUGUCGGGCGUGGGCGGCAAGUCCAACCAGUGGAGCUUCGAGGAGCUCAUGGAUCGCAACGUCCAUUCCAAGACUCACCCCCUCAUCGAGGCCGACGACUGCAAUCCGGUCCUGAUCAAUCUCGACGGGCCGGACGGGACCAAAGGAAGCCCAGUGAACUCUCUGCAUUCCUCCAGUCAGGCUAUAGAGGCCCUGUCAGAGAUUUGACGCUGCACCGGGCCGGCCGGCCGGCGCCGAGAAGCCUCUCCGCUGUUGCACUCUUCGACUUUCUGAGAUUUCGCUUGCAUUUAAUUCCAGGAGGGAGGAGGAGGAGGAGUCCCAGGUGAAACGAAAACCCCCCCCUCCUCCCCACACACACCCCCCUCGCCCCAAGUGCUUAAGUGUCUCAUCUACAAGAUGACGAAAGCGUCAGGGAAAUUCCGCAUGUUCCUUCUUCACACGUCAGGUCUACUACUUCUACUCCCUUUUUUUGUUUUCUAUCUGUUGUCGGAGUUUUUUUUUUUUUUCCAGACCCUUCUUUUUUUAGUCUUUGUCAGCGGUGCGCCGUUAUAAUUUUUGGCUUCUUCGUUAUUUGGACACGUUCCUCUCGUAGGAGCUUCUCGGGCGCGCGCGCCAACGUUAAAAAUGUCCACAUUUCGUGUCUCUCGGGGAUUUUGGCGACUGGCUCUUUGAAUUUACUUGAGUGACUGCUGUCCUUUCGCAGCGUCAACAUUUUAUGGCCUUACCUGUUUGUUUUUUUCUCACAACCCAACUUUGGUAUGCCCUCGCUGCUUCCAUGUGGUCCUUCCGUUUCCUGCUGUGCGACAUUUGGUAAAGCCGGUAGAGCAUCUAUUCCUUUUCCUAGAGAUCCAGUUUUAAGUCCAUGCUCUAGUACGUUCUUUGUCGUCACUUCUAGGAUAAAUACAUGUCGCCAGUGAGACAAAAAUGCAGUCUUUGAUAUCUGAAAACUAGUACAUGAGUCUACGUAGUCUGGGUAUCAAGGAUAUGGAAUAUGUUUUCCAUGUAUAAAGAAAAGGCUGCCCUGCUUUCCAAUCUUUUUUUUUUCUGGCCACCAGAGGGCACAACAGGCAUGCUUAAGUUUCCGCAUGUUGCUGUUUGAGGCUUAUUAGGUCUAUUUGAAUUUUUUUUUUGUAUAUUUGUAUAUGGAGCUUGUGUUUACAGAAGAGUUUGUUGUAGUUUGCAUCAGUCUCGCCCUUUCAGGAACCCCCCCCUCCCAAAAAAAAAAAAUUAUGAAACCUCCCAUCUUUUAAUUAAGUCGCGACAUCUCAUAUUCUGGUGGGUUUUUUUCUCUUCACACGCUACUGCUACAUUCAAAAGGAGGAAAAAAAACUAUAAUUGAACCGUUUUUAUUUGCUAUAACGUGUCUGUUUAUAUGUUAAAAUGCGGUUGUGCAUAUAUUUAAGUGUAUGUGAAAUCAGUGUUAGGCCAACGAAGCCACGACGAGAGCCGAGUACCGACCUCGAAAGCGACCCCCUGACAAAUUUGAGCCUUCAGCUGUUUUUUUUUUUUUUUCCCCCACCCCCAGUUCAAAUUGUAAUUUCUUAUUGGGCGGAGGCAUCCAUUUCCUGCCUUGUUGUUUGUUGGCGUUCGAACCCUCUCGCCAACUAAACGUGAGUGAGGACCUGAGUGGGCUUUAAGAAUGUGAGACUUUCUCAUUCACGCGUUCAUUUUGUCACCAGUUGGACUUCAACCCGCUGCGUUGAACGCGUCAGUUAGCCCGACGGGGUCACGCUGCGUGACCUGUGACGCUUCCGGGGCAGGCGCUCAAGGGCACCAUCUGCUGGAGGCAGGCUGCCACCGCUGUCCGCUUGAAAGCCUUCGAUCUAUUUUCUUUUUUCGUAUCUUUGACGGCUCGCUGAAGGUGCCUGUACAAUUAUUAUUAUUUUUUUGUCCUACAGUAAGAUAGCUCAUCAUACUAGAAGAACUGUCUUGAAUGUCUCACUAGUAAAGUGGCCAUUAGUGCACGAUUGAACAAGUAAACCUGUGAUGCACUAGUAACACUACAAGGCCCAACUCGUAUUCAUGUGAAAUGCGCACACACGCGAUACUAGCAUGGCGAAGUUGUCCAAUUGCUAAGGACAAAAAUUGUACACGGCCCUUCAGAUAAAUACCAAGGAUAUGGAAUAAAUGCACAAAUAGCUUUGUAUACAGAUACUAUGACGUUACUAGUUAGCGCCGUGCCUUAGACGGAGGUCUAGUUUUUUAAUGUUACCGUGUACUAAAAAUGUGAUUUAAAAAAAAACAACAAGCGUGUCUUUACCUCGGCCUCUGACAAUCAAGUCCUUUGUGAAUAAGAAAUGUUCCCAUCUGACGUCGCCCCGCCCCCGCCCGCAAAUAACAUUUGUGAUGUAAAUAGAAUGAAGUGUUCCGAGAUGAUGUCAACUGUUAAUAAAGUCUCACAAAACUAGA
This is a messenger RNA of Syngnathoides biaculeatus (alligator pipefish), 4768 nucleotides long. It is a transcript of the gene map7d3, whose product is annotated as MAP7 domain containing 3. The record is from RefSeq and is a predicted model, not a curated record. Lineage: Eukaryota; Metazoa; Chordata; Actinopteri; Syngnathiformes; Syngnathidae. The coding region runs from base 98 to 2566 and encodes 822 amino acids. Gene Ontology annotation, biological process: microtubule cytoskeleton organization. Gene Ontology annotation, cellular component: microtubule cytoskeleton. The transcript is spliced from 20 exons.